Messenger RNA from Trichoderma gamsii, 2607 nucleotides. RefSeq lists its product as hypothetical. The transcript has 6 exons. Gene Ontology annotation, cellular component: GPI-anchor transamidase complex; membrane. Gene Ontology annotation, molecular function: pyridoxal phosphate binding. NCBI's taxonomy places the organism in Eukaryota, Fungi, Ascomycota, Sordariomycetes, Hypocreales, Hypocreaceae. Gene Ontology annotation, biological process: biosynthetic process; attachment of GPI anchor to protein. The coding region runs from base 1 to 2607 and encodes 868 amino acids. The record is from RefSeq and is a predicted model, not a curated record.
AUGGACUUCGAUAUGUUGCAGACUCGCUUAGGCGAGAUUGCUCGCGCAACAUCUUCGAAUUUUCAAAAGCUUCCCGGCUCAGCUAUGAUCGUACGAUAUAUCCAAUCCAGCUACCAAAAUGAUCCCGUGCGAUCCGCUAUUGAACUGGUCCUUGUGCUGUUCUUUAUCCGCUACCUUAUGUCGCCCUCAUACUCGACUCACAAGCAAAAUUUUGUUAAGCUGCAAGAAGGCGAGAUUGAAGAGUUAAUUGAUGAAUGGACUCCGGAGCCAAUUGUGGCCGAUCGAACGGCUGUAGAAGAGAUUGAGAACGAGAGACUUCCGGUUAUUGUCGGACCGACUGGCCCGAAAGUCAAACUAUCCAAUGGACGGACAGCCUUGAACUUGGCUUCGUACAACUUUUAUAACUUCAAUUCCAACGAACAGAUCAAGGAGAAGGCUAUUCAAACUUUGCGCACGUAUGGUGUUGGCCCUUGCGGCCCUCCUCAGUUUUACGGCACACAGGAUGUCCAUGAAAAGGCAGAGUCGGAUAUUGCCUCAUACCUUGGCACAGAAGGCUGCAUUCUCUACGCACAAACAUUCUCGACUGCAACAAGUGUCAUUCCUACCUUUUGCAAGCGUCGCGAUGUCAUCAUCGCUGAUGCUGCUGUCAAUUAUUCUAUUCGUAAAGGCCUAGAGAUUUCAAGGAGCAACGUCAAAUGGUUUAAACAUGGCGAUUUGGACGACCUCGAGAGGGUGCUCAAAGCGGUUGCAAAUGAACAGGCGAAAUCUGGUAAAUUAACUCGUCGAUUUGUCGUCACGGAGGGCUUUUUCGAGAUCACCGGUGAUGUCACUAAUCUACCUCGAUUGGUUGAGUUGAAGGAAAAGUAUAAGAUUCGAAUCAUUCUUGACGAAACAUGGUCUUUUGGAGUGUUGGGACGAACAGGACGUGGCCUUACUGAGGCACAGAAUGUAGAUCCACAACAGGUGGACAUGAUCAUUGGCUCGCUCGCAGGCCCCUUGUGUGCCGGAGGCGGAUUUUGCGCCGGAUCUAAAGAUGUGAUUGAGCAUCAGCGAAUCACCUCUUCUGCUUAUACCUUCUCUGCAGCCCUACCGGCCAUGUUGGCUAUGACUACAAGCGAAUCACUGAAGCUGCUCCAGUCGAAUCCCGACAUUCUUGUUCAGUGCAGAGAGAGCAUUCGGGCCAUGAGAGCGCAACUUGAUCCACGUAGCGAUUGGGUCGUUUGCACCAGCGCAGUAGACAAUCCUAUCUUGCUUCUGGUAAUUAAGCCUGAAGUUGUCAAUGCAAAGAGAUGGACUGCUGAUGACCAAGAGAAACUCUUGAUGGAGUGCGUCGAAGAGUCGCUGGCAAAUGGUGUUAUGAUCACACGACUGAAGACAAGGCCUUAUGCGAAUGCUAUAGCAGCUCCAAACGACUGGACACUGCAGCCAGCCCUUAAAAUCUGCGUUACUUCUGCGCUUUCUAAGAAGGAUAUUGAAAAAGCAGUCAACGACAAGCUAGAGUCGAUCCUGGCAGGCUUUGGCGUCAAGGUUGGCCGACAGAAUUACACCUACCACUCGGCCGGACAGGAAUAUACUGGGGAGAAUGUGUAUGGCAUUCUGCAAGCCCCUCGCGGGGACGCAACAGAAGCCAUUGUACUGGUGGCUGCAUGGAAGAGCAUAGAUGAACAGCUUAACCGUAACGGCAUCGCGCUUGUGCUCACUUUAGCUCGCUAUUUUAAACGCUGGUCUUUAUGGUCGAAGGAUAUUAUACUGCUUCUACCUCCAGAUAGCACAACUGGAACACAGGCCUGGGUUGAUGCAUAUCAUGACGCUCAUGAUUCUAAACACAUUUCACCACUGCCGCUCAAGUCCGGUGCACUACAGGGGGCUAUCGCGAUCGAUUACCCCCAUGAGCAGCGCUAUCAUGAGCUUCACAUUAUUUACGAUGGCACGAAUGGACAGCUGCCCAACCUCGAUCUUAUCAACUCGAUUGUCAACAUUGCGGGAGGCCAGAUGGGUAUUGAGACCACCGUGCAGCAGAUGACUGGCCAUACCGAUAGCUAUCAAGAUCGACUUCAAACAAUGCUCCGUGGUAUGCUGUAUCAGGGCCUUGGAUAUCCCACUGGUCCCCACAGCAGCUUUAUUCCGUACCAUGUGGACGCCAUAACUUUGCAACCUACCGGUGAAGGAUGGCACGAUGAGAUGGCGAUGGGUAGAGUUGUUGAGGGAUCCUUUCGAAGUCUCAACAAUCUUUUGGAGCAUUUGCAUCAGAGCUUCUUUUUCUAUCUUCUCAUGCAAAAGAAUCGCUUUGUGAGCAUCGGCACUUAUCUUCCCAGCGCCAUGUUGCUGGCUGCCAACUUUACCAUCAUGGCCAUCUUCCUCUGGGUUAAGAGCGGACAACCUACGGUCAAGGAUGUGGACUCGAGCAAGGAAAAGAAUGAUGGUAUGAAUCGCAAAGGCGAUGCCGCGCCAGCUUCCUGGACUCCUCUUGCAGUAGAACGGAGCCUUCUCUCACCUCUUACUUUCGUUGCGAUAUGCCAUUCCAUCUCUGCAAUUCCUUUAUUUGUGUUCAACCAUCUUGGCAUAAAUGUGAGUUUUGAUGCGGCCGUCUUCUUUGGUGGCGCUUGA